UGUAGGCACAGGCUGCUAUCCGAACACAGCAGCACUCCCGAGCACUGGGUACCCAGCACUGAGCAGAUCUAUUCUUUGAACUGAAAAUGAUGAGCACUAACAAGAGUUUGCUCCUGGCUGCUUUGAUGUCAGCACUACUGCUCCAUCUCUGCAGCAAGUCAGAAGCAGCAAGCAACUUUGAUUGCUGCCUUGGAUAUAGAGAGCAAGCCCUUCAUCCCAAAAUGAUCGUGAACUACACAGAGCAGCGGGCCAAUGAAGCUUGUGACAUCAAUGCAAUCAUCUUUCACACAAGGAGAAAAUUAAAUGUGUGUGCGGAUCCAAAGAAGAAAUGGGUGAAACACGUUUUGCGCAUACUCAGCUUCAGAGCAAAGAAGAUGUGAAAACGGAUGCUUUCUGGAAUGGAAUUGGACACAGCCCAAGAACAAAAGGAACCUAGCUGGAGUUGGUGGUUUUACUUGCACAUCUUUUCGGGUUUAGCACUUACCUGAUCUGUGCCUUAUUGGACUUGUCCAAUUGAUGAAGUUGAUUCAUAUUGCAUCAUAGUUUGCUUUGUUAAGCAUCGUACUACAGUCAAGCUCUAUUUUAUGUUGUUAUUUAUAUACGUGGGGUUUUUGUAUGUAUGUGUUUUGCUAUUUAAUACUAACUUCCCAUAAGCUCUUUGGGUUAGUGUAUGGUAUAAGAUUUUGUUUGGAGAAAUAGGAUUAUAUAGACUUUAUUGUAAGCGGCAGCUCUGUGUAAGAAAACUAUUUAACAUUCUUCUGUUUAUAUAUUUUUAUUUCCUAAAUUGGUAUAAUUACCUGUAAAAGA
Messenger RNA from Rhinolophus ferrumequinum (greater horseshoe bat), 807 nucleotides. It is a transcript of the gene CCL20, whose product is annotated as C-C motif chemokine ligand 20. Gene Ontology annotation, molecular function: chemokine activity; CCR chemokine receptor binding. NCBI's taxonomy places the organism in Eukaryota, Metazoa, Chordata, Mammalia, Chiroptera, Rhinolophidae. The record is from RefSeq and is a predicted model, not a curated record. Gene Ontology annotation, biological process: cellular response to tumor necrosis factor; G protein-coupled receptor signaling pathway; chemokine-mediated signaling pathway. Gene Ontology annotation, cellular component: extracellular region. Bases 87 to 380 code for a protein of 97 amino acids. The transcript has 4 exons.